AUGCUGACGAUUGAGAACCUACACGCGACCGCCGAUGGCAAGCCGAUCCUGACCGGCCUCGACCUCGAGGUGAACGCGGGCGAGGUGCAUGCGGUCAUGGGGCCCAACGGCUCCGGCAAAAGCACACUCUCCUACGUCAUCGCGGGCCGCGAGGGCUACGAGGUGACCGGAGGCUCGAUCACUUACCAGGGCCACGAUCUGCUUGCCAUGAGCGUGGAAGAGCGCGCGCUGAACGGCGUCUUUCUCGCCUUCCAGUACCCGGUCGAGAUCCCGGGCGUGGGCAGCGCCACCUUUUUCAAGACGGCGGUCAAUGCCAGCCGCAAGCAUCGCGGGGAGAAAGAAUACGACGCGAUGGAGUUCCUCAAGGUGCUCAAGGCGAAUCGCGCGGACCUCGGGAUCGACGACAGCAUGAUUCGACGCGCCCUCAACGUGGGGUUUUCGGGCGGCGAAAAGAAGCGGAACGAGAUGCUCCAGAUGGUACUGCUGGAGCCCACCCUCGCCAUCCUCGACGAGACCGAUUCGGGGCUCGACAUCGACGCGCUGAAAAUCGUCGCCGGCGGUAUCAACGCGAUGCGUACGCCCGAGCGUGCCAUGGUGGUCAUCACCCACUACCAGCGGCUUCUCGACCACGUCGUGCCGGACAAGGUGCACGUGCUCUCGGGCGGUCGCAUCGUCAACUCCGGCGGCAGAGAGCUUGCGCUUGAGCUCGAGAAGAGCGGCUAUGCCGGCUUCGGGCUCGAACCGAGCGCGGCGGCCUGA
Messenger RNA from Geodia barretti, 759 nucleotides. Lineage: Eukaryota; Metazoa; Porifera; Demospongiae; Tetractinellida; Geodiidae. The record is from the annotation of a GenBank genome assembly.